Messenger RNA from Funneliformis caledonium, 146 nucleotides. Lineage: Eukaryota; Fungi; Glomeromycota; Glomeromycetes; Glomerales; Glomeraceae. The record is from the annotation of a GenBank genome assembly.
GAAAUUAUGAACAUUUAAUCCAAUAUAAUAAUGCUAAUCCUGUAAAUGUUCCUUUUGGAUGUGUUGCAGAAUGGUAUAUUUCAAAUCAUCCAUUGCUAAUAAAUAUUCAUAUAAAAUGUAAAAUCGAAGAAGAACUUCAGAAAUGA